Messenger RNA from Mercurialis annua (annual mercury), 1285 nucleotides. RefSeq lists its product as uncharacterized. The record is from RefSeq and is a predicted model, not a curated record. The transcript is spliced from 10 exons. Bases 62 to 1105 code for a protein of 347 amino acids. NCBI's taxonomy places the organism in Eukaryota, Viridiplantae, Streptophyta, Magnoliopsida, Malpighiales, Euphorbiaceae.
AGAGAAGAGAAGAGAAAGGCCCGCGGGAAGGCAAAACAGAAGGAAACAUCAAGAAACAAAAAUGGCAGUCUCCAUAUCUACAUUUCAACCCUAUAAAGUCCUCUUCAUUUCUCACCUUCACGAACGCUCCUCUCUUCUCCUGCCCUCCUCCAUUUCACUCCCAAACCCUACCACUACCUUCUUUCCCCUGCUACGCGCCACCAGCUCUCACGCUGCCCCGCUCAAUGAAACCUCCUCCAAUUCAUCUUCUUCUUCAGCUAACAAGAAGAAGAAGAAGAAGAGAAGGACCAAAACCGACGAGGAGGAGGAUUCCGCUGCUGCUUCAGGCAAUUAUAACAAUAAUAUUGUUCAGGAUGUUGAGAUUAUUAAGAGUGAAGUUGGUUUUGUAGAUGAUGGUAAUUAUAAAACUAAGCGAGAUUCGUAUUCGAAAUCUUCCAAUUCGAAUUCGUCCCAUCCAACUAUGCCACUGCCUAAGCCACCUGCUGGGUUUGUGAUAGAUGCCAGUGGUAGGGUUCUCAUGGCUUCCAAUAAGCGGGUUGCUACUAUUGUUGAUUCGUCGAAUAACUAUCCAUUAGAGUGCAUCAUAAGGAGAGUGUUCAGAAGUUCACAAGGGGAUGACUGUAUGCUUCUGUGCCCAGUAGACACGCCUGUUCAGAUUUUAAAGAGUACAAAUGUUGAUGGGUGGUCAGCUGUUAGUGAUGAAGAAGUUGAAACUAUUCUUCCUGCUGCUGCUUAUGCUCUGGCCAAGAUACACAUGCACCUAGUACAUAGCGGGUUUUGCUACACAGCAAGGGGAGGAUUUUGUUACUCAGACGAUGAUAUAUUUGAUUUCCGCACAGAUGAUGGUCAAGAUGUAGAAGGCUUGCCAACUGAAGGUGUAGAAAUCACAUGCUUCCAUAUGGAUGGGGCUCAUUACAUGAUUUACACACCUUCUGACCCAUAUCUGUUUGUGGCGGUCAAGGAUCAAAAUGGGCAACUGCAAAUUGCUGAUGAUGAUCUUUUGGAGGACGCUGCUGUCAUAAGCGCCAUCGACGAGGAGACUGAAUUUAAUGCCCUCGUGGAGGAAGAAGCCGCUCUUCUAGAAUCGUUGAUGGGUGAAAGAUAACAAGCUUGAGUUGGAUCUUCCGAAUCUUUUUCUCGGAAUUGGCUUAUACAACAGCUGGUUCUCUUUUUUUUUUCUGUUUUUUUUUUACCUGUAUAUAAUUAACUUGCUAGUUAAAUCAUUAGGAACUGGGUUUUGUAUUAAUCUUCACCAACUCUUGUUUAAUAUACUUUCAUUUCCUUA